AUGGGUGAGGUGAUAGUAUACAAGACAGUGGAGACUAACCAGGGCAACGGUUACAGCGCCACAACGGGCAAGGUCACUGCUUCUGCAGAGGGGCUCUACUUGUUCUUUAUGCGCACGUGUACGAGUACAAAUAAUUAUGCUUAUCUCUAUAUAGUGAAGGAAGGCUCAGUCCUCAUGUCAAGUGUGCAGAUUGACCAGCAGUAUUACUCCUGUACUAGUAGUCAAGCUUUUGUACAUCUUGAUGUCGGGGAAACUGUCUGGGGCGAGCGUUUUCCGCGAACAGGUGCUCGCCAUGCAAGCGCCUUGUUGAACGCUGCGUUCUUGACGACCGUUUGCAAAAUGGCGGAUUUACUUACCGGUAUAUUGUUAGAGGAGCUGUCAGAUGCUGAUGACAUGCAGAUGGCAGAUGCUAUUUUGUCAAUGAGCGGAGAAAGAUCAAGAAUGACAAUUUCCACAGGUUGGGAAAUGAAAUGGAUGUUGUAG
Molecule: messenger RNA, 483 nt
Organism: Mya arenaria
Lineage: Eukaryota; Metazoa; Mollusca; Bivalvia; Myida; Myidae
Product: complement C1q-like protein 2
Exons: 2
Coding region: 1-483 (160 amino acids)
Molecular function (GO): protein binding
Source: RefSeq, a predicted model, not a curated record